This is a messenger RNA of Trichechus manatus latirostris (Florida manatee), 2671 nucleotides long. It is a transcript of the gene MAP6, whose product is annotated as microtubule associated protein 6. Gene Ontology annotation, biological process: dendrite morphogenesis; regulation of microtubule cytoskeleton organization; microtubule cytoskeleton organization. Bases 290 to 2623 code for a protein of 777 amino acids. The transcript has 4 exons. The record is from RefSeq and is a predicted model, not a curated record. Lineage: Eukaryota; Metazoa; Chordata; Mammalia; Sirenia; Trichechidae. Gene Ontology annotation, molecular function: microtubule binding; calmodulin binding. Gene Ontology annotation, cellular component: cis-Golgi network; Golgi-associated vesicle; microtubule.
CGACUGCUCUCCCGAGAGCUUUGCAGGAGGCUCCCAGACGCGUUUGCAGUCGGUAAUCGAGGGACUUCCUAGACUAUCUCAGCAAUAGCUUUGCUAGCCCGACCUUGGGAGUCGGGUUCUCUCCCCCGUUGCUCUCUAAGGGAGGAGGUCGAGGUAGCUCAGGCAGACCAGGGAAAAAACGGUGGCAGCCAGAUUGGCUGGUUGGGGGCCAGAGGGCUGAAGGAAGAAUAUAGACUUGUUUUAGAACCACAGAAAGUAAGAGGGAGGGCCAGCUUUUGCAGGCAGCAUCAUGGCGUGGCCGUGCAUCACGCGGGCCUGCUGCAUCGCCCGCUUCUGGAACCAGUUGGACAAGGCGGACAUAGCUGUGCCGCUGGUUUUCACCAAGUACUCGGAGGCCACCGAGCACCCGGGCGCCCCGCCGCAGCCGCCGCCGCCUCAACAGCAGCAGGCGCAGCCGACACUCGCGCCCGCCUCGGCGCGCGCGGUCGCCAUAGAGACGCAGCCGGCCCAGGGCGAGUUGGAUGCAGUUGCCCGGGCAACAGGGCAGGCCCCGGGGCCCAGCGGCGACCGCGAGGCGGCAGCGGCCCCGGGCCGAAGCGGCCCAGGCCUGGGCGCCUCCACUGACGCAGGCCCCGCGGACUCGGUGAUGCGCCAGGACUACCGCGCUUGGAAAGUGCAGCGGCCCGAGCCGAGCUGCCGACCUCGCAGCGAGUACCAGCCGUCCGACGCGCCCUUCGAGCGCGAGACCCAGUACCAGAAGGACUUUCGCGCCUGGCCGCUGCCGCGCCGCGGGGACCACCCGUGGAUCCCCAAGCCCGUGCAGAUCUCCACGUCCUUCCAGGCCCCAGCGCCCAUCCUUGGGGCGCCCAAGCGCCGGCCGAAGAGCCAGGAGCGCUGGCCGGUGCAGGACGCCGCUGAGGCCCCGGAGCAGGAGGCGGCCCCUGGCGGAGCGGGUGUCCUUGCGGCCGGAAAGGCGUCCGGUGGGGAGGAGCGCGACGCACGAAGGAAGGCCUGGCCCGCCUGGAUGCUGCGUCGCGCCGAGGGGCAGGGGCUCGAGCAGACACCGCUGCCAGUGGCCCAGGUCCAGGCGGCCGGCCCCGAGGGUGGCAAGGGGCGUGCGGCGGCGGACGCCCUCAACAGGCAAAUCCGCGAGGAGGUGGCGAGUGCAGUGGGCAGUUCCUACAGGAAUGAAUUCAGAGCAUGGACGGACAUCAAGCCUGUGAAACCAAUAAAAGCGAAGCCCCAGUACAAGCCCCCAGAUGAUAAGAUGGCUCAUGAGACCAGCUACAGUGCCCAGUUCAAAGGGGAGGCCAAUAAGCCCACACCAGCCGAUAAUAAGUUCAUUGAUCGCAGAAGAGUACGCAGCCUCUACAGCGAACCUUUUAAGGAAUCCCCGAAGGUGGAGAAAACUAGUGUUCAGAGUUCCAAACCAAAAAAGACCUCCGUGAGCCAUAAGCCCCCAAGGAAGGCCAAAGACAAGCAGGUGGUGUCGGGCCGGGCCGCCAAGAAAAAGAGCGCGGAGGGUCCCAGUCCCGCCAAACCCGAUGACAAGGAGCAAAGUAAAGAGAUGAACAAUAAACUGGCUGAGGCUAAAGAGAGUCUGGAUCAACCUGCCGGCGAUUCACAUGAGAAUCAAGGUCCUGUAGCCCCAGAGCCAGACAAGGAUCAAGGACCCAUAGUCCUGGGGCCUCUGAAAGGUCAAGGUCCUGUGAUCCCAGAGCCUACGAAAGAUCAACGUUCCAUGGACCUGGGGCCGCCAAAGGAUCAAGGUCCCGUGGUCUCAGAGCCUCUGAAGGAUCAAGAUCCCAUGGUCCCAGAGCCUCUGAAGGAUCAAGGUCCUGUGGUCCCAGAGCUGCUAAAGGAUCAAGGUGCUGUGGUCCCAGAGCUGCUAAAGGAUCAAGGUCCUGUGGUCCCAACACAAGUCAAAGAUCAAGAUCAUGUGGUCCCCGAGCCUUUAAAGAAGGAAGGUUCCAUGAUCUCAGUGCCAGUCAAGGACCACAGUCCCAUGGUCCCAGUUCCUCUAAAGAAUCAGAGUCCAACUGUUCCAGAAGAAGUCAAGAAUCAAGGUUCUGUGACACCAGAGCCUCUGAAGGAUCAAGGCCCAGUGGUCCCUGAGUCUGAGAAGACUCAAGGUCCCUUGGCCCCAGCACCUGUCAAGGAUCAAGGUCCCAUGGUCCCAGAGCAUCUGAUGGUUCAAAGUCCCAUGCUUAUAGCAUCUGUAAAGAAUCAAGGUUUAGUGACCCCAGAGCACCUGAAGGACCACGAUUCUGUGGUUGUGGCACCUGUAAAGAAUCACGGUCCUGUGGGCCCUGAUGCUGUGAAGAAUCAAGGUCCUAUGAUCCCAGCCCUAGUCAAGGAUCAAGGUUCCAUGAUCUCAGAGCCUCCAAAGAAUCAAGGUCCUGGGAUCCCUGGGCCUGUGAAGAAUCAAGUUCCUAUAAUCCCGGUGCCUCUGAAAGAUCAAGAUCCUCUGGUGUCAGCACCAGCAAAGGACCAAGGUCCUAUCGUCCCUGAACCUCUGAAGACUCAAGGUCCCAGGGGCCUACAGCUGCCCACUGUCUCACCUCCACCCCCAGUCAUGAUCCCAACUGUCCCUCAUUCGGAAUAUAUUGAGGGUUCCCCUUGACACCCAUCCGCUGACAUGCCAAUGAAGGAACUAGUAGUGAAUGUGCUC